AUGUACGAAGGGAUUGACAACCUGAAAUCCCUUUACGACCGUGCCGGGAAGACUUUCUCCGGCGGUCCUUCUGCUGCACAGGAUGUGCCGCGUCGUACUGCUCAACCAGACCAAGUACGUCAAUCAUCAGUUGGGAGCGGGGCUCCCAAGUAUCCCAGGACGGGGGAUAGCCGCGCCACCGGACGAGAUAACUCGUCCGACGUCCGUUCACGUCGCGGUGGUUCAACAGCUGCUCAACCAGAUAGCGCUGGCCACCGCGAGAGUCCUCUAAUGGAGGUGGAGGAGGAGGAAAGACGCUCUCCACACGAUCAUGUGGAUCGAUGUGUUCCCGAGAGCUUCUUUGAUCGCGUAACGCAAGGGUUACGCGACGAUCUCGAGCAUGAGCGGAAUAGGCGUCUCCAAAUGGCGGACACUGUCUUGAAGCAUCGAGCUGAGUCUGCCUUUUCUCAGCUUGAGAACGAGAGAGCUUUUACAUCUCUGCGUGACGAGCUAAGGGUAGCUCGUGGAAUUGUUGAUCGGUCUCGGGAUGAGAUAACUGCUCUUCAGACCCUGAUCGAUGCCCACCAUCGGGAGCACAAGGCUCUCUGCGAGAUGCUUGAGCGCAAGGGCAUUCUUCAUCGGAAGAAGCAGCGUACUGAUGGUACGGCUUAA
This is a messenger RNA of Peronospora matthiolae, 651 nucleotides long. The record is from the annotation of a GenBank genome assembly. NCBI's taxonomy places the organism in Eukaryota, Oomycota, Peronosporomycetes, Peronosporales, Peronosporaceae.